Messenger RNA from Cannabis sativa, 753 nucleotides. RefSeq lists its product as uncharacterized. NCBI's taxonomy places the organism in Eukaryota, Viridiplantae, Streptophyta, Magnoliopsida, Rosales, Cannabaceae. Bases 148 to 624 code for a protein of 158 amino acids. The record is from RefSeq and is a predicted model, not a curated record. The transcript is spliced from 2 exons.
UAUAUAAUAAUCACACAUUUUUUUCUCUUAAAUAUAUAGGCUAACUCCGAGACAGGUGAACUUCCAACUACUAUCGACACUUUUUGGAAGUUCCACCAUAAAGGCGACACUUGGCGCAACGAAUACGCAGAACAAGCUCAUGACAAAAUGUAUGAAUUGGCUGCUAAUCAAUCAACCCCCACUGAGGAUCAGCCUGAUGAGACUAAUAUUGAUCCCACCCAGUACUCCCAAGACUUGCCUGUUAUGACGCAAGUACUCGGUGAGCAAUCUCGACAUGUGAGAGGUUUUAGCCAUCUCUCGAGACUCAAGGCAGUUGGGGGCAAAAGAGCACAUACCAUAACUUCUCCUGCCUCACAGACUAUUACUAUGGAACAGUAUAAGGCCUUACAGAAGAAAGUGGAGGAGGCACAGCAGGAAAGUCAGUAUUCGAGGCAGCAGUAUGAAACACAACAAGUCUACCUCAAGCGAUUCGCAGAUCAGUUUGAGUAUCUCUCUCGGGCUGUGCCUGGUUUCAACUUACCUCAGAUGGAUCUUCCACCAUUCCCCACUUUUCCUGGUGCUAGAUCGUCAUCAUCGCAUCCUCCCCAAACUCAGAACAAUGACGAUGAUAUUACCUGCCUUUAGAACAAUAUAUAUUUUAUAAUUAACUUUAAAACUUUACCUUUUUUUUCGAACAUCUUUUAUUAUUUUAUUUGUUUAUUAUUAACUUUAGAAAUUUUUAUUAUUACUUACUAAUUUCAUAACAAAUCGAAC